Molecule: messenger RNA, 957 nt
Organism: Diorhabda sublineata
Lineage: Eukaryota; Metazoa; Arthropoda; Insecta; Coleoptera; Chrysomelidae
Product: putative tricarboxylate transport protein, mitochondrial
Exons: 1
Coding region: 1-957 (318 amino acids)
Biological process (GO): mitochondrial citrate transmembrane transport
Source: RefSeq, a predicted model, not a curated record
AUGGAUCCUUUCCACGUAAGAACGAAAAAAUUCAGAGAUCCAUUUUCCCGACCUUGGUUGAGAGAUACAGGAGCAGCUGCACCGUCUGGUUCCGGAAAUGUAGGACUAAAAGGUGUUUUAGCCGGUGGAAUAACCGGCGCGAUGGAAGCAUGCACAACAUAUCCAACAGAGUACGUUAAGACGCAGUUACAGUUAGAUGAAAAAGGAGAUAAGAAAAAAUACGACGGUAUAAUAGAUUGCGUCAAAAAAACUAUUAAAAAUCACGGAUUCAUUGGAUUGUACAGAGGUCUCAGUAUAUUGAUAUAUGGAUCCGUACCAAAAUAUGCCAUCAGGUUCGGAGCGUUUGAAACUUUCAAAAAUUAUAUGAAAAAAGACGAUGGUACUUUAACUCCAGGUGGUAGAAUGUUAUGUGGAUUAGGCGCAGGUAUUUGCGAAGCUAUAUUUGCUGUAACUCCGAUGGAAACUAUCAAAGUAAAAUUUAUUAACGAUCAACGUUCCGGAAAAUCUAGAUACAAAAGUUUAUUCCAUGGUGUAGGACUUAUUAUCAAAGAAGAAGGUUUGAGGGGUGUGUAUAAAGGCGUCACUGCAACUAUUUUAAAACAAGGUAGUAACCAAGCUACAAGAUUCUUUGUUAUGGAAACUUUGAAAGACUACUAUAAAGGAGGAGAUCACGAUAAAAAAAUCCCCAAGCUGUUGACAGGUCUAUUCGGUGCUUUUGCCGGUGCUUGUUCAGUGUACGUUAAUAAUCCAGUUGAUGUAGUUAAAACUCGUAUGCAAGGUUUGGAAUCGAAUCGAUAUAAAAAUACUUUGGAUUGUGCCUUACAAAUAUUAAGAAAUGAAGGUCCCAGAGCAUUCUAUAAAGGUACCAUACCCAGAUUGGGUAAAGUGUGUCUUGACGUCGCCAUUACAUUCAUGAUUUAUGAUAGCAUCAUGGAAUUUUUCAAGAAAAAUCCAUAG